Cercospora beticola is the source of this 1096-nucleotide messenger RNA. It is a transcript of the gene TVP18, whose product is annotated as Tvp18p. Gene Ontology annotation, cellular component: Golgi membrane. The record is from RefSeq and is a predicted model, not a curated record. Gene Ontology annotation, biological process: vesicle-mediated transport. Lineage: Eukaryota; Fungi; Ascomycota; Dothideomycetes; Mycosphaerellales; Mycosphaerellaceae.
GCUUCACUCAGCCAGCAACUGCGCACUCGCCCAGCUCUUUAUAACUCCAGGCAGGCACAAUCCACCGAACCCUCUCCGUCCUUCCUCCUGCACCGCCAUUGCCCAUUACGACUGCCUUAUCCACCUGGCAGCCUGCUCCUCUCCUGCCACAGAUAUCAGACUGAGCUUCGUCGUCCGGUAAAGCUGUCAAUAAGCCGGAGCCUUCGACCAAAAAAGAUCCGAGUCGACAUUGUCCACAACUUGCGCCAGGAGCAGCAGAAGAGAAGCAACAGCACACAGACACAAUGACUAUCGCCGAUGAGUUCCGAUCAAGGAAUUUCAGUAUAUAUGGCCAAUGGACGGGCAUCAUUGCCAUGAUUCUAUGCUUCGCCCUGGGCAUCGCCAACAUCUUCAACUUCCACUGGGUUAUUGUCUUCAGCGUAAUCUGCCUAGUCUGCUCCUUCAUAAUACUCUUCAUCGAGGUCCCUCUCCUCCUCCGAAUCUGCCCGACCUCGCCGAAGUUCGAUGAAUUCAUUCGCCGAUUCGCGACCAACUAUAUGCGCGCUGGCAUCUACGCCGUCAUGUCUAUCAUCCAAUGGCUCAGCAUCAUCGCCAGAGCCACCAGUCUGAUCGCCGCUGCCAUUGUGUUGCUCAUCGCCGCGUUAUUCUAUGCUUUGGCCGGAUUCAAGGGGCAGGAAUUCCAGAGUAGCAAGACAUUGGGCGGACAAGGAGUUGCGCAAAUGAUUGUGUAGAAACACUGCAGGGUAUACACAGAAAGAUUAUAGGAGACAAGAUGUGGAGGUUGAUGGGAAAUGAGAUGAAUCAAUGCAUGCAUGGCGCAAUUCAGGGUAGAAUGGGGAUCACUUUCUGAGGCGCGAUGCGAUGAGAUGGAAAGGAACGGAAAAAGAAGAAGACGAACGGGACCAUGAACAAUGACAUAUGCGAUAUACCGUGUACGUUUAUUACUGCUACUGCGGAAAUGUUAUCAUGAAGAUGCUUGUAUCAUGAAGACAUCACAUCCCCAACUUCUCACAUCUGCGGUGUUCCGGGCAUUGAGAGGUCGAACGAUAUGGAGACUAAAAAACCGCUAAGACUUUACAUUAAGCACCUCGCAGCA